Messenger RNA from Physella acuta, 1044 nucleotides. RefSeq lists its product as uncharacterized. NCBI's taxonomy places the organism in Eukaryota, Metazoa, Mollusca, Gastropoda, Physidae. The record is from RefSeq and is a predicted model, not a curated record.
CAAAAAUUGGAAUUAGCCGGAUCAAGCGAGUGUCCUAAUUAUAAAUAUUGUAUUUGAGUCCUAUCGAACACCUGAGUUACGAGAGAGAAAAAUCAGAAUGUAUCCCCCUAAAUGCCAGCCAGUGAACGAUGGUCAAGCUCCAACAGACAACAGCCAGCUACUAAAUUGUAGGCCUACCGCCUCCCGUGACGUGAACAACAAUCGUGACAUGGAAGAUGAUGGCUCCUAUUACCCCGAUGAUUUUACUCAAGUACUAGACGAUGAAGGUCUUCUUAAAUACAGCAACCCUAUCUCAAAGACACCCGUUCUAACUGUAUGUUACGGUUUUUUAAACUCAGAACUUUUAGCACUGCGAAUGUCCUACCGAGAAGAAAAAAAGUACUGGGAAAGCUUUCAGGACUGGGACGAUGAUAAGAAAGAGAACUACGUCGGCUUGUUUACGGGCAAGUAUCUGAUGCAGCCCUUGAUUGAUGGACUACCUGAGUCGGUAUGGCUGGAGUGUGUCGAGCCAACGCUGUCUAUCCUCAAAGCACUCAAUUCACUCAAGCGACGCAAGUCUAACCUCAGCAUGAGAAAAUCAUCCAUGUCGACAGUCGACAGUAAUGCAUCAUGCCAUGGUGAUUAUGAGACUGCUCCUCUUUUGUUUAAUCCAUUCAUACAUGGACACCAGAUGAGACUGAUGAGGGUGCAAUUUUUGGCAUUGGAAGGUGUGUUCAAUGCUCAGUAUGGGAAUAAUCAGGAUAAUUUUUAUGAACUCCCCACUGGAGGUUACCAAAAUCCACCUGUGCUUCGAAACAAUAUAGUCCAGAGAAGGAGAGGUUUUAGACGAUUUAAUCCCUAUGAUAGAGCAAUGCAAUACCAAGACAUGCAUCACACUAGAAACAACUUGGAUAACAACCUAACAGGGAGGUCUAGGACUCGCAAUUUAAGAAGUCACAUGGCUGAAUUUAGAGGAAUAUAAAGAAGUCUGAAGGGUAAAUAUUCACUUUUCUUUAAAAAGGCAAACUAAAGAAAUAUUGAAAAAUAAAAUUUUUAAUCAAAUUG